ACUUCCACUUGAACCAACGGAAAAUACCGCCAACUGAGGAAUGAUUCAAGUCUUUCGUUAAAUUUCUGAAUAAAUUGGCUGAUUCAGAAAUUAAUUUAGUCAUUUUUUAAAACCUAAAUAAUUUCACAAUCCAAUAUUAUUAAAGAAAUUGAAAGGAAUAUUUUGUACUUAAUCAGUUUAGGCCGUUUUUCUAUUCCUAUUGUUUUGAAAAUGUCUUCACAAAGCCUGUCGAAAGCAAACUCAGAAAUCGAAAAGCAGGAAGAUAAAAACAUAAGACAGUACACGUUUAGAACCCGUCGAAAUAGACAACCUCUUAGAACCUUAAACAAAGAGAAUCAAGAUCAGACCCUGGACGAUAUUACCGAUUCGGAAAGUGAUGAACAGAAAGAUUUAAUUACUGAUGAGGACUCAGAUUGGGAAGUAGAACAAUAUAAGAGUGUUAAGAAAGAAUUAAUAAAAUCUCAUCGUUUCUCUCGGAAAAAGAAAUCUUGCUCUGAAGAUAACGAAGAAGAGACAAAGCAACUUGUUAUAAAAACUAAGAGUAGUAAAAAGAAGAAAGAAAUUACUGUUCGAGGUCCUAAAGGAACUAAGACCAAAGGAAAAGAACGCAAAGUGAAGCCUGUCAUAAAAAACUUCUUAGCCUCCGCUUCUGAGAGUGAGAAUGAUGAAAAAAGUAUUGGUUGUCCUGAUCUUUCAAAGAGUGCACUGAAACAACGGAGAAUAACUAAUGUCCAUCAAAAUUUAUUGAUCGAUUCCCCUCAAGAAGAUAAGAUUACUUUAAAACCUAAACGAUCCAUUAUUCCGAGAAUACCUGAAAUUAAACAUAAAUCUAAUAAAGAUAGGGCUGAGUCUUCAAUUAAAAAGUUUACCGCAAAAAUAGAAAUGAAGAGUAAUUCCAAAAAAAGAUUAUCUCUUGAAAAGAAAACUGAAAAAAGCACUGCACAUUUGCAUGACAAAUUAUCUAGUCAUACAAUUGUUAGGGAUGAAAUCCCUACUAAAAUAGAUAUAAUAUCGCGAUGCCACCGUCGAAUUAGUGCUGAUGAAACUUUGAUGUCUGUAAAUGAUACACUAUUUCAGGAAAAUAUUCCUUGUAGUACUUUCGUUGAAGAAGAUAAUCCUAAUAUGACAUUUUCUGUGCAAGAAGAGGAAACUACUCCGCUUUCAAGUAAUUUACCAGAAGUCGAUAGUGAGAAAGUAAGAAAGAACUUCGCAAAUAUAUUCAGCAAUGAUUUCAAAACAAAUAUUUCUACGAAAGAAGAUGCUAUUGAAGAUUUAACCAAAGUUGAAGAUAAAUUACGUACCUUUUGUAUAAGUGAAUCAACUAUUUUACCCGAAAAAACACCUGAUAAAGGAUUACUAGAUGGAUUGAAACUUAAUGAAAAUACUACAACCUGGAUUUCAGAGAAUUCUGCAAAACCAAAAAUUCUUGUCAAUGACACACCGGAGGAUAACUACAAAAAUACAGUGAUCAAAGAUAGAACAGCUAUAGAUAUGGCUUCUGUUAAUGAUUCCUUUAACGAUUCCGAGUGUCAACAAGAGAUAAUCACUGAGAAGAAAUCAGAUAUAUCUUCUGUUAUUGGGACAGCGAACGGCUUACAGUCUUCAGAUAGGAGUGAUAGCAUUACUACUGCAAAAAGUCCAACCAAAAUUACUCCACUGGUAACAGAUUGCGUAAAAAGCUGGAUUCAUGAUGAACUUGCUGAAGUGGAUGAAAAUAAGUCAAAUUUAAUCGUUCAUGAGGCAUCAUCCGAUAAAAAGAAAGACUACAGCUGUGAGAAAACAUUUAUCAUUCUCCCAAACAAGCCAUCUCCUAAGACAAACGAAUCGACUGGUGAAACCUGUUCAAUUUCAGAAAAUAAAGAGCAAUCUAACAACCAUGUAUUAUUAAACAAUCCCAAAUCUGAUUCGAUAAACUCAGCCGGCGAUAAAUCAGUCAUUGUUGACCACAAUAAAAACGGUCAAAAAGAAUUAACAGAGAAUGAAGAAAAUAAUGUACUGAUCGGUGAAAAUACUAAUGCAGAGAUUACAACUGAUCUCAAGCACUCGUGCAAAGUCGAAAACCUUAAUGGGAGGAAGUUAAUCAAGGCAAAAUCUGUCUUAAGCAGCACGAGAACUAGCCCUAUAAUGGAAGCCGUGUUACAAGCUGAGAAACAAAAAGCUUCUAAACCCCCUGUCCCUGAUAAUAAUGUACCUGAUAAAAAAGGAAAAAAAAAGAAAUCUAAAAAGUUAACGAAAGAAGACGUUUUAAGUAUGCACAUAUUUAGUUCUGAUGAUGAUUGUGAAGCUCUAAAAGUCACUUUGGAAGAAUCCAGAAGUGGUAGAGAGUCUGAUACACAAAAAACUCAAUUAGAGGUUAAAUCAAUAUCAUUAAAAAUUUCUACUACUGAUAGUGUUGAAUUAUCUCGUCUAUCAAUUAAGAGUGAAAGCUCUCGUAAUGAAUCAAAACUAUCGUCUAAAUACUGUGGAUCUUUACUAAAGGACAAAGAAGAGAGUUUUGAGUCUUCAGCCGAUAUUUCUUCAAGUAGUCGAAGAAGUGAAGAAAAACACAAAGAAAAUAUAGUUAAAGGAUCACAGCCUGUCAUUGAUAAUGAACUCGAUCCUGCUUUAAUUGAUGAAUCACCUAUUUCCUCCGGUAUAAAAGAUCUUCAUCAAGCCACUAGUUCGGGGGUAUCAACAAGGUCAUCUUGUAGUCGGGUAUUUUCCAGUGAAAAGAAGGAAAGUGCAGCUGUAUUUCUUUUGUCUGAUUCGGAUGAUAAUGAAAAGGUUGAGUCAAAUUCUGAUUCAGAUUUAGAACCAACUGUGAGGCGAGUUGUACGGAGGAUUGACUUUGAAGAAUCAGAUGAUUCUCGAACCAAUGAAAAACUUGAAAUUUCUAGUGGAAAUAUUAGUGAAAAUGAAGAAAUCAAACGAGCAAGAGACAACUUGAAAUCUGCUAGAGAAUAUAGAGAUUUAUCUGGCCAAGAAGAGGAAGAAGAUGUUUCUGAGGAGGACGAUAGUUUCAUAGUACCAGAUGAAUCAAUAGAUGAGGAUGGAGAUUAUGACGAGGAAGAGGAGGAGGAAGAAGAAGAAGAGGGAGAGGGAGAAAAGGAUGACGAAAAUACUGCUGAUGAAGAUCAGGAAGAUGGUGAUGAUGAGCACGGGAAGGAAGGGAAAUAUGUUGAAGAGGAAAAAAAUGACCACGAACUCCAAGGGAAAAGCAAAGGAAAUUAUAAAGCAGAAGAGAGAAAGGAAGAUGAAAUAGGUCAUAACGAUGAUGAAAAUGGAUCAUCGGGCGAAUACGAAGUUGUUGAUUUAGAAAGUUCCGAUGAUAAUGAGCUUUAUCAAACGUGUCGAUCAUUUAUUGAUAGUACAUCAAGACAAAAAUUACCUUCCUUUGUAGAUGCAGAAAAACAGAGGAAAAAUUCUGGUAACUAAUAUUCCAUCAUGAUAAAUGAACAAUAAAACGAUUUUAGUAUUAGCAAUUCAUUGUUUUUGUGAUUGUUAGGUUUUCUCGUGAGACGCUCCACUAAACAAGAUUCUACAGAAGUCGAUUCAAGUUCUGGUAGUUGCUUUCUUCUAAUGUCGUCCGAUUCGGACGAAGAUGUAUUUGUUGACGACAAAGCUAGUAAAGCGCCUGAAAUAAGAAUAAGAACUCUAACUCCAGAUAGAUUUCCCCCGAAAAGGGAAAUUUUGAAAACAACUCGUCCAAAGGAUGAUAGUUGUUUGUACUACAACUUUUUGUACUCGCUAUCGGAUUAUGUUGAUGAAAAAACGAAGAAAAGACAUCCGAAUGCUAUUCGAUUCGUUGAAAAGUUUCAAAAGCAUAAAAUUGAAUUAACGGAAAAACUUUUCAAUGAGUAUAAUAAAAACGUAUUUGAUGGAAAAUUACCUGAAAUGGAGGUUAAAUGGAAUAAACGACUUCUGACAACUGCUGGAUACUGUAAGUACAUGAGCAAUAAGGCGACAAAAGCCCACAAAGCCACCAUUGAUUUGAGUGAUAAAGUUUGUGACACAUCUCAACGUCUUCGUGAUGUUCUUUUGCACGAAAUGUGUCAUGCGGCAGUGUGGUUAAUAAAUAAAAGAAGAGAAGGUCAUGGUCCUUGUUGGAAAUUUUGGGCUGGACUUGCUAUAAAUAGAUAUCCGAAUUUACCGAAAGUCUCAGUUUGUCACAAUUACGCCAUUACAAAAAGAUUUUUAUAUACGUGUAACAAUUGCAAUUAUCAGAUUAGCAGACAUUCAAAAUCACUAAAUACUAAUAAAUAUUCAUGUGGAAAAUGCAAAAUGGGCAGAUUUGAGGUGCAGCAUAAUCCAGCUUACAGUACAAUCAGAAAAAAGAGAGUUAGAGAUGUACCAUCAACACCAAAUCCAUUUGUGGAAUAUAUCAAAGAAAAUUAUGGAAGUGUUCGAAAACAGAAUAAUUCUCACUCUGAUACAAUGAAAGUUUUAAGUGAACAGUUUAGACAAGUUAAAAUAUCAAAAUAGCUUAAAUAUAUAGACAUAUAUUUUUUUACUUUGUCAGUCUAUUAUUUUACUGUACAAAUAGAAAAUUCUCGUAUUGAAAUAAC
Molecule: messenger RNA, 4544 nt
Organism: Dimorphilus gyrociliatus
Lineage: Eukaryota; Metazoa; Annelida; Polychaeta; Dinophilidae
Source: the annotation of a GenBank genome assembly